AUGCCGCCAAAAGCCAUGCUCUUGCUGAAGAAGAAGCGUUACCAAGAGCAACUCCUAGAUAAAACGGAAAACCAAAUCAGCAACUUGGAGCGGAUGGUCCAGGAUAUUGAAUUCACCCAGAUUGAAAUGAAGGUCAUCGAGGGCCUGAAAAUAGGCAACGAAUGUCUGAACAAAAUGCACCAGGUUAUGUCGAUAGAAGAAGUCGAAAGAAUAAUGGAUGAAACCCAAGAGGCUGUGGAGUACCAGAGGCAAAUAGAUGAGAUUCUGGCAGGCAGCCUGACGGAGGAAGAUGAAGAUGCCAUUCUAGAAGAAUUAAAUGCUAUUACUCAGGAACAAAUGGAGCUUCCAGAAGUUCCUUCUGAGCCACUCCCAGAAAAGGUCCCAGAAGCCUCACCCAUCAAGAACAGGCCAAAACCAGAACUGGUGGCAGCAUCUUAACUCCCACUUCUGGGGAUUCCCCCCACACACCUUUCACCCAGGACAGUUUGCCAUCCCGGCGUGUGCUGGGAACAAGCAAUGCCUUGGCAGCAUCCCAGCUGUGCUGGGCGGAUUGUGGAGCAGGAUUCCCUGUGCAGGGUGGGGAACCUCAGCUGAUUAUUGCUCUUGUAUCAAGAUUGUUUUCUAGUGUUUUUGUUUUUUGUAACUUAAAUUCUAAACUCAUUCAGCUGCGCUGUCUUGGGAUUAAACAACAACUCUAAACCUUCCGAAGCCAAA
This is a messenger RNA of Opisthocomus hoazin, 714 nucleotides long. The record is from RefSeq and is a predicted model, not a curated record. NCBI's taxonomy places the organism in Eukaryota, Metazoa, Chordata, Aves, Opisthocomiformes, Opisthocomidae.